AUACCCUAUUCAGACAUAAUUCGUGGAAAAUGAAGUGGUCAAGUGACGAAGCGCACAUAUCCUUCAUAACACAUUGUUCCUGCCUAGAGUCUGGUCUGAGAGUUUAGCUGCCAAGAAUGCCCCCCCCCCCCCCACUUCUCCCUCCGCCUUUGUUAAGGAAUGUGUCAUUUUUCGCUCGCUGUCACUUCCAGCAGGCGUGAGCCGAUUGUUUAUUUAUUUAUUUCCAUUUGCUUGAAUUAGAUUUUGUUUACAUUGAAAACUCUCUGCCAAACACAACUUUGUAAGAAAAGGAUUGUUGUUCAUAGCUGAACCUCUGAUCACCUUUUAAUUCGACUUCCAUUUCAAGAGAUAAUAGGGCAAGAUGUCUAGUUUGCCGGAGGAGUCUUUAAGAGAUACAAUGGAUUCUGCUAGAGAAUACGUUACCAGGUUGGAGGAAUUGGUGAAAUCAGUUGAGGCAGCUGAGCACCAGGUUGAGUCUAGUGCGUCUCAAAGUACCAAUGAAGUGGUUAAGACAUUCAAUCAGCUGUCAGAUUCCAUUCUGGAUGUUUUAAAUAAGCGAAAAGAGUCAUUGCUUUCUGAAAUUUCUACAAUACGUCAAGAUGGACUUGCUCCUCUUCGGGCAUGUCGAGAUGUAAUUGCUUCAAAACUUGCCAAUACCAAAACUUAUAUCGCUGAGGGAGGGGAUAUCCUAAGGAUUGGUGGUAUGGCAGUCUCAGAAAGCACUGAAAAGUUUUGUGAGAAGGCAUCUUUUCUUGGAAGUUUGCCUGCUGUACCACAGUUAGAAGAGGUUCCUUAUGUCUCAUUUCAAUGUAAUGUUGUUGGCAUUGAGGAUCAAAUUGGAAAAAGUGUUCAGUCACUUGGAAGAGUUUCAAGGAUGGGUCCAGUGCAAAUAACACAAAUGGAUGAAAAACCAGGAGCGUUACUUGUCCACUGGGAAGAAAUUGACUUUGAACACUCAGUAGAUAUCCACGCCUUUCGCCUGCAAUAUGCCUAUGGAGAUAUUCGCAACCAACCUCAUUUAAUGGAUACUAAUUUUCAUGAUGUGUAUGAAGGACCUGAUACACAGUAUCUUGUUAGAGACUUACGUCCUUCUUCUACUUACACAUUUAGGGUAAGUUGCCUGGUGGAAGGCGAAUCUGACUGGAGUGCCUGGAGUUUGCCAAGAGUUGGUAGUAGCAACAUUACCCCUUUCAGCUGGACUCAAAAUAAUCCAAACUAUUCUGUUACUAAUGAGGGUAAAAUUGCGUGUAAGAUUUCAAAUGAAUCUUCCAUGCUAUGUUCUUGCUCAGCCCAGUUUGGACCUGGACACUGUAUUGAAUUCACUGUGUUAGAAUGUGGGAACAAGGGUGUGGAACAAGGCUUGGUUUUAUGCAGUGGACCAAUCAAAGAUGGAAGUCUAAUGCAACCUGGAAUGUUGUUCUUAAAUGCUGAAGGAAGUAUAUUUGUAGAUGGAGUUGAAAAAAUGAUGAAAUUGCCCCCAUUGAAAGUUGGUGCCAAAGUAUGUUUCCUUUGUGAGCUUAUCCGUGAAGACAAGCUGCGAAUGCAUAUUGGGACAGCAGACAAAACUGUGAUAUAUGAUUGGACUCCUGUCUGUGUAGCAAAUGAAACAACACCUCCCAAGUUGUAUUUUGCAAUCAGUUUUCAGUCUAAAGGAUGGAAAAUCCUUGUUGAAUAAUGCAGUGUUUUUAUUAUGUAAUGAUUGUAAUUGUUUCUUAGUAUAAUUGUCUACAUUUGAUUCACAAAAAGUGUUAUUUGUUAGUGAUAUGUUUAAAUUCAGUUCUUCCUAUUAGCUACAAUCAGGAAACUUUACCAAUAUUUGUUUCUUUUAAUUUUUUAAUGUAGUCUGAAGCAGUAUCUCUGUUGCCUGUAAUAUUACUCUUUACUUCUCUUCUCUGUGUCUUGUGAUAAAUAAUUGUAACGAGAGUUAUUCCUCAGAUUAUUUUUGUAACUUAUGAGAGCAAUAAAUCAAAAACAAUGUUAAUCAAAGAAAAGAA
This is a messenger RNA of Frankliniella occidentalis (western flower thrips), 1994 nucleotides long. RefSeq names its product cytokine receptor-like factor 3. NCBI's taxonomy places the organism in Eukaryota, Metazoa, Arthropoda, Insecta, Thysanoptera, Thripidae. The coding region runs from base 362 to 1675 and encodes 437 amino acids. The record is from RefSeq and is a predicted model, not a curated record. Gene Ontology annotation, molecular function: protein binding. The transcript has 9 exons.